AUGAACUACGCCAACUUGCUAGAAGAGGGGAGGUUGAAGCGAGGUUUCGUGGUCGCGACUCUUGUCAGUACGCUCGUAGGCACUCUAACGGCGGGCAUGACAUUAUUGGAUAAAGUCCAAGAUAAACGUGCGAAGGCCAAGCAAAAAGGCGUCGACGAUGGUCAAAAUGCUCAACUCCAGCAAUUGAAGGCCAAAAUCGAGAACAUUGAAACCCGAGAGCAGGAUUGUGAUGAUGGAAGUAGUUCUUCAAGAUCAAGUCGCAGACCACAGAGACGAUCAAGACGAUCUAUUGUCGACUGCGAGGAGGCGCUGGCAUAUUCUGUUCGCAAGUCGCGGGCAUUAAUUGAACGUGAGUAUGAGGACAAUCUCAUGCGUGUGGGCCGGGACUAUGCUCGAGGCGAUUUAAACACCGAGAACAAGCUCCAAGCCCAAAUUAUCCAGCUCCAGCAAACAGUCAUCAAUGUGUUGCAAGAAGCACUCUACUCCGGGCGCCAACUCACAGAUGAGGAUAUGUACAGACUGGUCAACGCACAGUACGCAGCUCGGGAAGGCUCGUUAGAGGCGCUACAAGACCAGUACCAUCGUAUGCUGGACAGGCGACGACCAGACGAAGACAGAUUACGACUAGGUCCAACACCAGGACUGCGACAGAAGCAACUCAGUUGGCCUGUCGAACGGCCCACAGAGCAUCGAGAAUUCGGUCCGCCUCGUAGAGCGAGAACGCUACCGUCUAAAAGCCUCUUUUGCCGCUACAGCGAAGACCUGCAGUACAGCUCAUCGAAAGAACUACAUCCAGCGUUCGACCCAAGAGACGACGGUCGAUGUCCCGCUUGCGCCGUCAAUCUCGACGUGAGACUAGGCGAUUCAUGGGUCUUCCAAGACAAACGCAUCAACGAUCGAUUUGUAGUCAAAAGUCAUGCGGAAGAUGGGAGGUUCGUUUGUCUCAUAUGUAACCGGUAUUCGCAAGUGGAUUGUGUUUGUCGAGAUAUUGAUUCGUUGAUGCGGCAUAUUACCAGCACGCAUAAGCCUGAGGAGUUGGAGGAUGAUGUAGAUGUUGAAAAGGUGGUUCGUAGAUGGGAGAUUGAGUAUGCAUGA
Messenger RNA from Recurvomyces mirabilis, 1095 nucleotides. RefSeq lists its product as uncharacterized. Lineage: Eukaryota; Fungi; Ascomycota; Dothideomycetes; Mycosphaerellales; Teratosphaeriaceae. The transcript has 3 exons. The record is from RefSeq and is a predicted model, not a curated record. The coding region runs from base 1 to 1095 and encodes 364 amino acids.